Molecule: messenger RNA, 1385 nt
Organism: Chara braunii
Lineage: Eukaryota; Viridiplantae; Streptophyta; Charophyceae; Charales; Characeae
Source: the annotation of a GenBank genome assembly
GCUUGAUCUGUUCUAUCCCUGUGCCCACCCUCUCCCUCUUACUGUUCUGCGACCUUUCGGACUAGCCAGCCUUUAGCAGCAGUUUUCUGAUGCCAGCAGGGCAAGCCACCGAACAGCAGCCACGACGCAGCAAGAGGAUCGCAGAUCGCCAACAGCAACCACAACCUGCAGUUCGACAGCAGCCACAGACCAGCACUCAUAUGGCGAACACGCCGAACAGUGGAACGUCAUCCGAGACUUCGACAUCUAGCAAUGCCGAACCAUUACCGGUCUGUCCGGUUCAAGGGCCGACUGAGUCCAUCACGGACUACAUUCAGAGAGUGCAGACCUAUACGGCCGCACUAACCCUUGCCAAGGAACGGCAAGAUGCUGCUGAAGCAGACAAACAGCGGCUGGCAGCAGAAGCUGCAGCCCAAGCCCAGCGACAAGCUGAGGUGGAGCAGUUGGCGACCGACAAGCUCAACGCCGACAGUGCCGAGCUUCUGAUCUCUCAACAAGAUCAGUGGACACCGGUACUCAACAGGAUGCGUUAUGUCCCCGUAGCAGGCGCCGAGCCGACGGCAGUACAACAGGAGAGACAAAACCUGGCAGACAUUCUACUCAACACAAUGCGCGCAGUCAUCUGGAACAGCACCAAGGGGAAGCUACAUUCCAGGUCGACACGGCAGCUGCAGCACGAUCUUAGCCAUAACCUGAAGACGCUUGCAGCAGCCGUCAAGAUCGCGGACUCCCAGCUGAAACAGAUGGACACCCGCAUUGCUGCUCUGGAGGCAAGGCCUUCCCAAGCAGCGCCAAGCUGCACGACAGACACGGCAAAGCAGCUCAACGAGCGCAUCGACCAUGUCGUCAAUCUCAUCGGCGAACUAGGUGCUUUCACUGGUCCGGACACGAUCAGCAGCAUGGUGGCCGCCAUCAAGACGGACAUCACCAAGCUGCAGACAAGACCGGACGCCGCUACAAAGAACUACAAGAUGCCGCACUUCAACAUCAGCAAGUUCGACGACUACAACAAGACAGACACCUUGACAUGGUGGCAAGGCUUCCUCACGGAAGCAUCCUGCCGCACUGUCCCGGCUGAAGACAUGAUGAAGGCACUCUACCUACAACUGAUUGGAGGAGCACAGGCAUGGAUGAACCAUCUUGCGGCCACCAAGCAAUGCACCAUCGCCGAACUCCACACGCACAUUACGUGGAAGGAGUUCGAGCAACUCUGGUUCACUCGAUUCAUGGUCCGCAACGUCGUGAAGGCAGCCAUGAACGAGGUGUACACCAGCUCACAAGGAAGCAUGCCAACUCGAGACUAGACGAUGAAGUGGCAGAAGAUAGUGACCACGCCAGGCUUCGAUUUGAGUUUUCCAAACCAACGAUCCGAGUUCUUCUCGCGA